AUUCCUCUGGUCCAGUUAGUUGCAUGUUACUAUGCUGCUUGCUAAAUCUGUCACUGCCCUCCUUUCCGUUGCCUUCCUCGCCAACGGGAACCUGCGCAAUAAAAAAAAAACGCCAAAACCUGCACGUUUUGUCGACAACUUGUCGCACUUUCGAUUGGCUUGAAUUCGGUGGCUCGACCCAGCCCGAACCAGGGCUUACAUCAUCCAAGUUUGUCUGUAUUUCUUGCCUAAUAAUCUACCUGCGACGUGCGUAAAAGCGGGUCUUGCGACUGUCACGGGUUUGGAAACACUGAAAAGCAGGGGGAUGUCUCUCCCAGAUUGCGCGCUCGGAGCGUUUGGCGACCCUUGUGCCAAAUUUUUACGCGGGCACAUUGAGGCUCGGUUUCAGGAUGGGGAUACUUCAGAAACAGCUGGGACGUGACCACACACCCUGUAUCCUUUGCGAUGCUUCGGUUUGAUCCGUAAUUUGUCGCCCACACCCCCUUCGAGGAGGGUGUGAUGAUGAUGGAGCAGCUGGAAGAGGAGCUUACGUGCCCGGUGUGCUGCAGUCUCUUCGAGGAUCCCCGGGUCCUCCUCUGCUCUCACAGUUUCUGCAAGAAAUGUUUGGAGGGACUUCUGGAGGGGAGCAGAGGUCCGGCGUUCCGGGCUCCUCUCAAAUGCCCCACAUGCCGCAAAGAGACGCCGCACAACGGCGCAAACAGCCUGCAGAUCAACUACUCCCUCCGCGGGAUAGUGGAGAAGUUCAGCAAGAUAAAAGUCAUGCCCAAAAUGUCCGUUUGCAAGCAGCACUGCGAGCAGCCGCUCAACAUUUUCUGCGCCACCGAUUUGAAACUAAUUUGCGGAUUUUGCGCCACGACGGAUGAGCACACCGGGCACGCGUUUUCCUCCCUGGAGGAGGCGUACGGGAGGGAGAAGGAGGCUUUUGAGCAUCUGCUGCACGGGGUGGAGAGAUGGAGGAGCAAGGAGACGCAAUCCUGCCUGGAGACGCUGCAGGGCAGCAAGAAAAAGGCGCUGCAGUCGGUGGGCAAGGACGCGCAAAAGGUGGAGGAGUAUUUCGACAAACUCAUCGGUUCUCUCGAGUGCAAAAAGAGUGAGAUUCUCUCCGACUUCGAGACGCUGAAGCUGGUGGUGAUGCAGGCGUAUGAUCCGGAGAUUGCGCGGCUCAGCGCGGCGUUGGAGGAGCAGAGAUGCGCCCUGGCCAUGGCCAGGUCGUUCCGGAGCGGCUCUGGAACUCCUGCAUCUGCUGGAGGAAGCGCAGCGGACCCGCUGCGCUUCCUCCAGCAGAUGCAGGAGUUCAGGGAGAAGCUCAGGUUCCUGCAGGAGACUCCUCUCCCUUCCAGGAAGGACAUGGACGCCGGAUCCCUGGUGCGUAAUUUCGACGUGAGGAAGUGGGACUCGCUGCGCCUCCGGGACGUGGACAGGAUCGCGGUCCCACACGAGGGGGGGUCCUACAGAACCCACGCAGGUCCGAGGACCGCAUGUUUCCGGAGAGUGACUCUUUACCUACUGCUGCUUCUUCUUCCAGGACUCAUUUUCCUCCUGCCCCCCUGCAGCCUGGACGCGCAUCUUUCCAUCUCCGCCGUGGAGCCUUAUCUCUCCGGCCUCCUCUCCCACAUGGAAACGCACCUGCGGGAAAUCACCUCCCUGUGCAACAGUUUGAUGGAUGCAGGUCAGGAAUGUGUCACCAAGUUAUAUGACUCGGCUGUCCACUUUAUUACCAGUCCUGGGGUGUCUUAACUAACUUAACUCCGGCACCUCAAAAAGCUGCAACAUGAUCAGACUGAGACCCCGAGAUGAAGUGGAUGUAUGAAAAUGAAAACACUGUUCUCCUCUCUUCUCAAGCUGAAGCCUUUAUAAUCAAACCCAAUAAUCAACACUGAACCCUCACAUUGUAGCCUAUAGAUUUAUAAUGUAACUGCAACUAUCUUAAACUGAAUGUCAAGUGUAACUACUUUAUAAUUUUUACUAUAACGUGACCUUUUGAUUGUCAAAGAUGAUAUUGGCAAAUAAAAAUGAGAAAUUUGA
Messenger RNA from Cololabis saira (Pacific saury), 2025 nucleotides. It is a transcript of the gene trim13, whose product is annotated as tripartite motif containing 13. The record is from RefSeq and is a predicted model, not a curated record. Bases 499 to 1737 code for a protein of 412 amino acids. NCBI's taxonomy places the organism in Eukaryota, Metazoa, Chordata, Actinopteri, Beloniformes, Belonidae. The transcript is spliced from 2 exons. Gene Ontology annotation, biological process: positive regulation of macroautophagy; positive regulation of canonical NF-kappaB signal transduction; innate immune response. Gene Ontology annotation, molecular function: zinc ion binding.